AUGACAGUAGAUGGUGUGGAGCGUGUUAAAGUGGCUAUAAGAACAAGGCCAUUAAAUAAAAGAGAAAUUGAUCUUGGAACAAAAUGUUGUGUUAGUUUUUCAAGUACAUCUCAGGUAAUAUUAUCUCAAUCAUUGGAUGAAGGAAAAUCACCAAAAGUAUUUACUUUUGAUCAUUGCUUUAAUUCUACAGAUCCUCACUCUACUACAUUUAUAAGUCAGGAGGAUGUUUUUGAAAAUCUUGGCAAAGAUGUUGUUGAUAAUGCUUUUUCUGGUUACAAUGCAUGUAUAUUUGCCUAUGGUCAAACAGGAUCGGGUAAAAGUUAUACCAUGAUGGGUACAUCAACAAAUCCAGGAAUAAUACCAAGAUUAUGUAAUAAUAUUUUUGAAAGAAUAAAUAUUGAAAAUAUAGAUGAUGUUAAUUGUAAAGUUGAAGUAUCAUAUAUGGAAAUUUAUAAUGAAAAAGUUAGAGAUUUAUUAGAUCCAAAAAAUUCAACUAAAAGACCUCUUAAAGUACGAGAACAUAAAAUUCUUGGUCCUACUGUUGAUGGGUUAAGUGUUCUUGCAGUAAGCUCUUUUGAACAAAUAAAUCAAUUAAUUGAUGAGGGUAACAAAAGUCGUACAGUUGCUGCUACUAAUAUGAAUGCUCAAAGUAGUAGAUCCCAUGCUGUUUUUACAAUACGUUUAACUCAAACAGUAAAACAAUUGGAAAAAAAUUUUAGUGGAGAAAAAGUUGCUAAAAUAUCAUUAGUUGAUUUAGCAGGUAGUGAAAGAGCUCAAAAAACGGGUGCUGUUGGAAAAAGAUUAGAAGAAGGUGGAAAUAUUAAUAAAAGUUUAACAACACUAGGAAUGGUAAUAAGUGCUUUAGCUGAAAAAAGUGGUAAAAAAGACAAAUUUGUUCCAUAUAGAGAUUCUGUUUUAACAUGGUUACUAAAAGAUAAUUUAGGUGGUAAUAGUAAAACUAUAAUGAUAGCAACAAUAUCACCAUCAAGUGAUAAUUAUGAUGAAACUUUAUCUACUUUAAGGUAUGCUGAUAGAGCCAAAUCAAUUGAAAAUCAUGCUGUUAUUAAUGAAGAUCCAAAUGCCAAAAUUAUUCGUGAGUUACGUGAAGAAGUUGAAAAUCUUCGUCAACAAAUUUCUCAAACAAUGGAACAAAAAACUGAAACACAAGAAUUGCGAGAACGUUUAGCUGAAUCAGAAAGACUUGUAAGUCAAAUGAAUAAGUCAUGGGAAGAAAGAUUAAAAGAAACUGAUAUUAUUUAUGCUGAAAGACAAAAAGAUCUUGCCGAAAUAGGAAUUGCACUAACUGGGAGUGGUAUUAAAGUUGAAAAAGAUCGUUUUUAUUUGGUAAAUUUAAAUGCCGACCCAGCUAUGAAUGAACUUUUGGUAUAUUAUAUUAAUCAGAUGGCUUAUGUUGGUUGUUCUGAGUCAUCAGAAAAUGGUAUUAAAAAUGAUUUUGUACUUCAGGGACUUGGUGUUCAACCUUAUCAUGCAAAAUUAGAAGUUUGUGAUGAUGAGGGAAUAGGCCAACAAAAACUUUUUAUUGAACCUCUUCAUGAAAAUGCUCGUAUUUAUGUUAAUGGAAGAGUAAUUAAUCAAAGAACACUUCUUAGAAAUGGAUAUAGAUUAUUGAUUGGUAAUAAUCAUUUUUUUAAGGUAAAUUGUCCAAAAGAUAAUAAUUCUGGUUUGACUGCUACAAAUCCAAUGAUUGCUUCAAUAAUGGAAGAAAGUUUCUUUGAUUAUGACAAAGCUUGGAAUGAAGUUAAUACUUCUGAGUUAAGUUGUAAUAGUGGAAUUGAGGCUGUUGAUGAUUACAUUGAACAUUUAACAUUAAAGCAUCAUGAAGAUAAACAAGCUGCUUUAGAAAAACAAUAUGAAGAAUUUGAAAGAUAUAUUCACACAUUAUCUACUAGUAUUACAGCUCCAUCUACUCCAAUGACACCAGGUAAUGGAUUUAUCUUGACUUCUCCAAUUGCUGGAACACCAUCUUGUGCUUUACCUUCUGUUUCUUUUCCAUCAAAUCCUAAAGUUGCUGAUAAAACUAAAUUUUUUAAAUGGGCUCAAAAAAGAGAGGAAUUAUUUAAAGAGUCAUUAGAAAAAUUAAAGAAAGAAAUUAUGCGUGCUCAUGCUUUGGUUCGUGAAGCAAAUAUGAUUUCUGAAGAAGUUAAUGGAAAAAGACGUGGACUAAUAAGAUAUGAUGUAACAUUACAAAUUCCAGCAGCUAAUUUAAGACCAUCUAAGAUAAAAGUAGGAAAUUCUGUUUGCGAACCGGUGAUUGUUGUAAAACGCGAUGGAAUGUCAGGAUAUCAACUUUGGUCAUUAGAACAAUUAGAAAAUAAACUUGUAGAUAUGAGAGAAGUGUAUAAUGAAAGAUUUAAUAUGAAUAUAGAUAGUAGUGUAUCUAGUGACACAUCAACACCUAGUAGUGAUGAAGCCAUAGAAAGUGAUGUAGAUUGUUUUGAAGAAAUCCAUAAUAUAGAAGAACUUCAAAGAAAUUAUGUAUUUGAUAGUCAGGAAAAACAUUCAUUAAUAGGUGUAGCAAAUGUAUUUUUAGAAGUAUUAUUUCAUGAAAUGAAGUUAAAUUAUAAAGUUCCUAUUAUUUCUCAACAAGGAGAGGUUUGUGGAAAAUUGCAUAUAGAAGUUUAUCGUUUACCAGAUCAUUAUUGUAAUAAAAUGAUUGACUCAAUGAGUGAAUCCACUGAUUCAUCAGAAUCUGUUGAUAGCGGAAAUUGGCGUGUUCAUGGUUGUGGUGAUAAUAAUACUUUUAUUGGUAAAACUAUAACAUGUAGGGUUAGAAUAAAGAAAGCAUCCAAUUUGCCUAUAGCUUUGUCUAAUUUUGUAUUUUGUCAGUAUUCUUUUUUUAAUAUUUCUGAAAUGUUAGUUGUUGCUCCGAAAUAUAAUCCUAAUGUUAUUGGCAGUAAUGGAAAUUUUGAAUUUGAACAUGAAAAAGACUUCCAAGUUGUUGUUAAUGAAGAAUUUUUAGAAUACAUUCAGGAAGAUGCUUUAUCAAUUGAAGUUUGGGGUCAUCGAAGUUCUGGUUUUGGACCUGAUACAACAAUAAACAAUGACGAAGAAUUUGAUUUGGUGCAGAAACAAAAAAGUUUACAAGAACGUUGGAUUGAAGUUACAAGAAGAUUAGAACUUUCUUUAAGUAUUAAAGAAUUAAAUGAUAAUGGUGAAUAUAAAAAUGUUGAAGUUUCCACAAAUAAUGAUGUUGGUUGUGGUGGUAUUUAUCAAUUAAAACAAGGUCAACAAAGAAGAAUAGAUGUUUCUGUUAGUGAACGUAAUGACCAUGGAAAUCUUCCGUUGAUGUUAUUUGAGAUUACUUCUGUCAGUAUUGGUAGUAUUUUUACUACGAAUUGUGAUAAAAAUGAAAACUUUGAUAGUUACCAGGAAGAAGAUUUAGAUAUGAUAAAAGAUUUAUGGGCAACAGCAUUAAAAGAAAGACAUAAAUAUUUAUCAAAACAAAUAUCAAUGAUAAAUGAAAAAGGUUCAAAAAAGACAGGAAAAGAUACAGAACGUGAGAGGUCUUUAAUAACUCAAUGGAUGAUAUUAACAGAAGAAAGAAAUGCAGUUUCUGUUCCAGCAACUAAUUCUUUUAUUCCAGGAGCACCAUCAGAUUUAUUAGUACCACAAGGAUGUGAAAAACACGUUCCAGUAAUAUUUUUAAAUAUUGAUACUGAAGAAAUGAAUGCUUUUAAUGAUUACUCAUCAAACCAUGAUCAUAAUAAUCCAACAAAAAUAAUAGGUUUAUCAUCUCAAUUACCAAAAGAAAAUUUUAUGACUAUGCUUCAAUUACAUAUUAUUGAAAGAAAUGUUGCUGAUAUGAAAGUUUCAUGUCCAUGGGAUAGUUCAAUUCAUGGUGAACCUUGUUUAAAUCGUGUUUCCAAUUCUAAUGAAAGAAUUUAUGGAAUUGUUAAAGUAUCAGUUAGAAUUUCUCAACCAGUUCCUAUGGAAAUUAUAUUAAGAAAAAGAAUUUGUAUGAGUAUUUAUAAAAAACCUAGUCUUACAGAAAUGUUAAUUAAAAAAAUUGUUAGAAGUGAAAAUGUUUAUUGUACCAAAGUAUUAUAUGAUGUUGUGGCACAGAUACCAAAAAGUUCUUUAGAAAUGGAAAAUCGAGAAUCUCUUGCUUUGUUGGCUGCCUCUACUGGUGAUGAUGAUUUUAACAAAACUAAAUUAUCUAAUGGACUUUUGUAUAACUCAUCAAAUGAAGAAGAAAUAAUAUCUCUUGAAAAACAAAUGAAAUAUAUUGAAACAUAUACAAAAACAAUUCAAGAUGUUGAGUGUAUGCUAAAAUUAGACAGAUUAAGGCAAGAAGCUGCAAUGUUUAAUAUGAUACCAAGAAAUGAAAGAGCUCAAAGAUUAAAUUUUGGUAAUCCUUCAAAUAGUUUCAGAAUGAAACGUACUAUUAGUUUACCAAAUUCAAUUAGUAAUUCACUUCCACCAAUUGUUUCAAAACACUCAGCAAAUGGAAUAAGUGAUAUCUUAGAAUCAUCUUUUUCUGAUCGUUUAAACAUGGAUUCAUCAAUGGUAUCUUCUUCUGGUGUCUCAUCAAUGUUUAGUUCACUUGUAUCACCAAUUAUGGAGUUAAACUCUAAACUUCAUGGAAUAGAUGAAGAAGAAAAAAUUCUUGAGUAUUCAAAUAUAUUAAGUGAAGACAACUACACAUCUACAGUCGCUACAAAUAUUGAUAUUAUUAAUGGAAAUGAACCUGUAUCAAAGUUUUCAAUUUUAAAUAGCCAUGAUAAUCUUACAAGAACAAAUAAAUUAUUUAAAGAUGAUUUUACCAUGGCAAGCAAUAGUAGUCAAAAUGUUCAUACAACUAUUACAAAUGAAGAGGAGAGUAAUGAGGAGACUAAUGUUAUUGAAAAUAAUAGUGAAAAUAUAUCUACUUCUAAUAAUGUAACUACUUCAAGAGCCAAUAGUUCAGAAGUUUCUAUAGGAACUAGGCAAUUAGAAGGUGGACUUUGUGAAAUGUGUGAAACACCGAUUGAUAUUCUAGGACUUCAUAGUAUUCCAUUACUACAAAAGUCUAAUAGAAGAAGAGAUUUUCUUAUAAUUCCAAAUAGUAUUCCAAGAAGAUUUUUUAAUUUAAUGGUUAUACCUGAAAGAAUACUUUCAAAUGAAGAUGAGAUAAACAAAGAAAAAGAGGAAUUAUUAAAAUUUAAUAAAUUACAUGAAAGUGCAAAAAAGAAAAAUAUAAUACAAAAAAGAUGUAAAGAAAAUGUUCUUGAUGUUAUAAAUAAUAUCGGAAAUGAAAUAUCUAAUUUAGAAGAAAAGCUGACUUUGCAGGGAAAGAACAUGAGUAGUUCCGUUAAUUCUAAUUCUAAUCAAAUUAUUAAUAAUGGAGAAGACAAUCAACGUAUGGUGAUUGAUCAACAAACACAAGAUAAUAUUAAUGCUCAAUCAAAUCAAGCACAUAGACAUGUGAUUUAUCAAGACAAUUUAUCAAAUGUUUUAGAAUUUAAUAAUAAUGAAAUUAAUGGAGAUUUAGAAACUUCUAUUGAUUUAUCUGAUUAUGCUAAAUAUGUUCCUGAAGAUGGAAGCAAUCAGUUGUCUAUUAAUAAUAUAAAUCAUAUGCCACCUAAUAGUGAUAUUACUUUUGUUGAAAUACCAACAGAAACUGAUAUAGUUCCGGUAUCUUCUGAUGGUAAUGAAGUACCAUCUGACAUUAAUUCUGUUAUCAAUUAUAAUGCUGAAUUAAUAAAUAUUAAUUCUAAUAAUCGUACGGAAUCCUUUGAUGAACUUACUCCAGAGAUGCUUGAUGAAGUCAGAGAAGAAUACCGAAUACGUUGUAACAUAUCCGAAAGUUCUUCUUCUUUGGUUGAGAUAAGUGAUGAAAACAUAUCUGUUCAUUCUAAAUUAUCAGAUGACAAUGGAAUAGAUAAUAUUGAAAAAAUAACAACAUAUGCCAUAAUUGAAACUAAAAAAGUGGAAAAUAAAGAAGAAAAAAAUAAUGUUAUUCUAACAUCUACUUCAGAUAAAAGUAUAAUGAACAAUGAUAUUGUGGUUAUUGAUAAGCUUUCACAAUUAGAAUUAAAUGAUGAUAAUGAGUCAACAAUAUUAUUAGAAAAUCACUCUAAAAAUAAUUUAAAUAAUGAAAAUGAUCACAAAAAUAUGGAAAAAAUAGAUGAUAAAAAUUUUAGUCUCGUUAGAAAGACAAUUCUUUUUCUACCAAAAAUUGAUAAAACAAAAUUAAGAGGAAAUGAAAAACAAGAUGAUAACAAUAAAACUACUGCUAAAUGUAACAAUUCAUUAGAAGAAUGCGAAAAUUCAAGCACAUGUACAUGUUGUACGAUUCUGUAA
Molecule: messenger RNA, 6303 nt
Organism: Strongyloides ratti
Lineage: Eukaryota; Metazoa; Nematoda; Chromadorea; Rhabditida; Strongyloididae
Product: Kinesin-73
Exons: 10
Coding region: 1-6303 (2100 amino acids)
Biological process (GO): mitotic spindle organization; microtubule-based movement
Molecular function (GO): microtubule binding; ATP binding; microtubule motor activity
Source: RefSeq, a predicted model, not a curated record